Messenger RNA from Colletotrichum godetiae, 381 nucleotides. RefSeq lists its product as uncharacterized. The transcript has 4 exons. Bases 1 to 381 code for a protein of 126 amino acids. Lineage: Eukaryota; Fungi; Ascomycota; Sordariomycetes; Glomerellales; Glomerellaceae. The record is from RefSeq and is a predicted model, not a curated record.
AUGCGUUUCGAAAUAGCUGUGGCAGCUAUUGCCCUAUUCUCUGGUGCCGUAGCAGCCUCCCAUGACUACUGCGCCUGCCAGCAAUGGUCCAACGGUCCCGUUGACCACGUUGCGACAGCUAAGGUCGCUGCGAAGCCCUGUUUCGGCUAUGUCUGGGGUCCAUCUGAGCAUCUUGCGGAUUCUACAACACCUUGGUUUGCCCACAGCUCUGGCCCUCGAUACGAUGGGCAUUACCUUCAAAAUAUGAUCAAGAAAUGGAAGAUCGAUGGAGAUCAAUUCCACUCACGGUGUCGCGACGCGGGAGCGAAGGACAGCACGUGUUUCUCGUGCUCAGACCUUCAAGUUAACGGUGAUGGAAAAGUGCAGUGCAACAGAGGUUAG